Plasmodium cynomolgi strain B is the source of this 7647-nucleotide messenger RNA. Its product is annotated as asparagine-rich antigen. NCBI's taxonomy places the organism in Eukaryota, Apicomplexa, Aconoidasida, Haemosporida, Plasmodiidae. The record is from RefSeq and is a predicted model, not a curated record. The coding region runs from base 1 to 7647 and encodes 2548 amino acids. The transcript has 2 exons.
AUGACUAAAGUGGAAAACUACGUCAAAAUGAACAAGCCAAAGUAUAACAGCAGCGGAAAUUACCAUCAUAAGCAGGCGAGAGAAGGUCAGGUCAGUUCGAAUGAUUACGUGAGUCAUAAUAAUUACUCCUACGUGUGUAACAACACGAGUGGGAAUUACAACCCAGGGAAGAUACAUCAGCACCAGUCUGCCAAUGGGAGGUACCACAAAAUGGGUUACAACGAAGGGAGUGGCGACUACCUACCGAGGGGUAGAACUUAUCGGAGCAACAACGGGGUGAGUAACACUGUAGGCACCGGGAUAUGCGAGGAAGAGAUAGUGCACCCACAGUAUAACAAAAGAAACGGAGGAAAUCGCUACCAUGACGGUGUUGCACCCAGCGCGAAUGGAUUCAAAACGGUGCCAAAUGAUCCACUGGGGAGGAGUCCUAACGGGGUGGGAGAAUCUAACGGAGCGACGGAAAAAGAGCCCGAUGUAGAAGGAAUACAUAAGGAGAUCUACCCAAAUGGAAAAGGCCAAAAUUGGACACGAAGAACGAACAACCGCGUGGGGAAAAGUUACCCCUCCAGGAUGGUGGCGCCGAGGAGUGGUCCGGCGGAAUACGCCGGAAGGGCUCAAGCGGCGUUAAGCCAAAGUGGCCUUCAAAAUGGGCUUCAAAAUGGCCUACAAAAUGGGCCUCAAAAUGGCCUACAAAAUGGGCCUCAAAAUGGGCUUCAAAAUGGCCACCAAAGUGACGAACAAAGCGGCACCCCAAACGGAGUGGAAGUCAAAGUGAAAGGCGAAAUUGACAGCCAACAGGAGAAGCACCACGUUAUGGAGAUGAACGACAAGGAGAAUCCAAACGCCUUUUCCACCAAGGGGAGGAGAAAAAACAACGGCCGCUACCUGAACGGAUAUAAGGGAGGCUCAAAUUACGUGCAUAACUCCGUGAGCAAUCGCUCCUCGAACUACUUCGGCGGGGGAAGCUUCAGCCACGGAUACGGUCAGGGCUACGGUCAGGGAUACGGUCAGAGCUACGGUCAGGGCUACGGCCAAAGUAACAGUUACGGGUACAACCAAAGCAACGGCCAAAGUGGCGGCUACGGGUACAGCCAGAAUUACAACCAUAAUUACAGCCAGAAUUACAGCCAGAAUUACAGCCAGAAUUACAGCCAUAAUUACAACCAUAAUUACAACCAGGGGUACAACUACAACCAUAGCAACUACAACCACAACAAUUACAAUAACAACCACAACAGCUACAAUAACAACCACAACAGCUACAACAACCGCAGCCACCACAACGACACCCGGGGGGACAGCCAAAGUGCCAACUGCGAGGCGAGGGCAGCUGCGAAGGUCAGCAGCGGUGCAGAAGACCCACUCGGUGAAUGCACCGACCUUUCCGUAGUGCAGAAGGAAAGCCCUCAAAAUGGAGGCGUAUCUAAGAGUGAUAAUUGCGUCUCCGUUAGCUCUCCAAGCAAUCACUUGGGAACCACAGCUAAGACGGAUGUAGUAGAAGCAGUCGACCUGACCAAAGGAGGCUGCAACGAAAGGAAUGGCAUGUAUUCUAAACCCUCCGAUGUAGUAGUGGACACACAGGUGUGCUUGAAUAUACCAAAGGAUGCAAAUCAGCAGAGCGAUAAUUGUGAUGGGAACAAAAACACCUACGAUGGAAGUUGCAAGAGUGAGGAGAGCCGACAUGGUAAUCAUCAAGUCAGCGGAGGUGGCGACCUGUGUGACAAUGACACAGUUUCCAAUCAGGUCGACAUAGAAGAACAUUUUAAAAAUGGCAAGUGUGAUGUUGUGGAGGUACUUAGGAAGGACCAAUGUAGCAGUAGAGAAGACCUGCACACCAAUGGAAGAAGCCAUGUAAUGGAAAGCUCUCCUUAUGUGCAGGCAAAUAAUGGAGUGUCCAGAAAAAAUCCCAACGGUAACCACUCAUCAGUCCCGUUUAAUAAAAAUUGUGCAGGUAGGAGGAAGGCACUAAAUAGAAGUCACCCCCCUGUGUGUAGCUCCAACUAUGAAAUUAACAUCAAUGGGAAUUUCUGGAGGGGGAAGAAUACCCUAUGUAAUGGCAGUACUGGUGAAACUCGUUCGGAUGAUCCGAAUGGGAGGAAGGACCCAUUUCCAGGACCUCCCACAACAACACAUAAGGGUUACAAACGUAGAGAGUGUGCAAACGGGAGUAUAAAAACGCUUGUUGAUAAUGACCUUGUGACGAAUCCACAGAGGGACUACCUACAGAGCGUUACGCAGUUGGACAGUACCCACUCGUUUGACGAGAAUAGCACCGUGACGAAAGAGUAUGGGGUGUCAGGGAAUGGAGUCCCUCCGGUGGGGAAUCUUUGUGGUAGGACAUUAAGGGAGGAUGGAGAAUGGGAGGCGUCUCCAGGAGGGGAGGAGCUUCAUCAGGAGGGGUUCUACGUGGAUGGUGUGUGUUGUCCGGAUGGGAAGACAACCAUAGGGGGAGAUGACACUUUGAAGAAGAACCUACCUGUGGAUACUAUGCCCAACGGGGUAGGAGAAGCAGCAGUUGUGUGUGUUGAGGCGAGGCAGUGCUUUGAUCAUGUAGGAGGAAGUCAUGGUGGCGAUCGAGCUGGGAACCCCUUUCCGAGGCGCCUUUCAAGCCGUAUCGCGAACCAUGAGGGCGGAAAGGCGGACACGGUGGUAGGGGGUUACCCCUCAGGGGGGGGCGACUACAACCGAGAGGGUGGGAGUUACAACCCAGGCAGUUACAACCCAGGCAGUUACAACCAAGGCAGUUACAACCAAAGCAGUUACAACCCCGGUGGAGCGCUCUCCUUCCAUGCGGCGCAAGAACCACCAGAAAUGCACAAAAGCGGGGCUUAUAAAAAGCAAAACAGCGUGUUCCCCCCAAACGCGCUUAAGCGACAUGGGAGGAAUUUAAAAGGAGGCAAGUCCCAAUUCCCAAGCAUGCACGAAUGUUUUUUCUCAUCAAAUAAAGGGAAAGGGGGGUCUACUCGGAGGAGUGAACCCGUUGGAGGAGUAGACGAAGGGGAUAGGGAGUUCCUUCUGGGCGAACCAGUGUGUGGCAUGACAAACGAGGGGACAGUCUUUGUAGGAGAUUCCAGUUACACAGAUGGGUCUCCAUUUUGUGUUAAAAGGAAGAUACCGCCGAGUAAAGGUGCAGUGGAAUGUUGCAAUUACGACGCGGGCGAGGUGCAUUCUGGAGACGGCAAGCCCAAGUAUGAUAAACAGGACGAGUUUGCUCUCACGACGGAUAGCACAAUAAUGAAUUGCUACAGAGCGGAAUUGAAGACGCACAAGGAGGAGGUUCUCCAAAUCGGUGAGAGCAGUUCGGCUCGAGAUAAGGGUUCCCUUUUGGUGAACCCUAACCUAACCCAGGUUAGGAGCAGUGUGCGUCUGAACUUGAGCAUGCCGAUGAAUGGCUGGAAGAAAGAACCCAUCUUAAGGAGGCCAAAAAAGGGAAGCGCUGUGGAGAAACUUAAACGGUCGAUCAUGGGCGGAGAUGCCGGGGCCACCAAAAAGGGGAGAGGCGUGAUUGGGGGGGUGGUCAAGGAGGAGGAGCACAUCAUGGGUCGUAGCGGCAACAACGGCCAUGGAGAGCAGCAAGGUGGGCAGCAAGGUGAGAAGUAUGACGAGCAGCAUGGAGAGCAGCAUGGAGAGCAGCAUGACGAACAGCAUACCGAGCAGCAUACCGAGCAGCAUACCGAGCAGCAUGCCGUUCAACAGAGACCGGGUCGGGCGAACGCACCAAAUACCCCCCCAAAGCACCGUAGGUCUAGAUCGGAGAAUAUCCUUUGCUACCAAAAUAAUGACUUAAAAAAUUUAGAAGUAGCAAUGAUCAAACCCCACAUGGAAAAGUUCAAGCGGGCGGUAAAUGUCAACGGAUUCAGGUCCAUCCUGGAAAGGGUUUUAAUUAGCUACGUCGAUGUGGAUGUGGUGGAGGGUGUGUCCAGGAUUUUUGAUGUACCUAGGGUGCAAAUGAAGGAGCAUCAGAGGGGGAAGGCCUACUGGGCAUUUGGUGAAGCAACGCCUGUUUGCAGUUACGUGGAGAGUGGCAAAGGGGAGAGGGAAAAAAGGAUCGGAUCAGUGCACACAGGGGAGUGCUCUCCGGAAAACAAAGCGGCAGUCACGCAGAUCGGUGCAGUUAAAACGGACAGUGGUGAAAAGGACAAGGCGAUUUACUUCCCCGGAGAUCAUUUUAACUAUGGCAGUAAUAUGAAAACGCAGAACACCUUUCUUUGCUUACCAACCCAGAGGGACCUGCUUCUGGACGGAGACCCCAAGACAGAUGAGGACGAUGCGGCUGAUGCGGCUGAUGCGGCUGAUGCAGCUGAUGCGGAUGAGGCGCAGUGGGAAGACAGGCGGGUGAAUUGUAGCACUGGAGAGGAAGAAGCUGCCCCCCUUGAGGGAAUGGUCAGAGGGGCGUUCCUGAACAGGAGGGACUGUGUGGGUGGCGCCGACGCGUGCGCAGGGAGUAGCCGUGCAAGCGUUAAUUGCGGCAGAGUAGGCAACUACGGUGAGCGCGGCCAUUACGGUGAGCGCGGCCAUUACGGUGAGCGUGGCCAUUACGGUGAGCGUGGCCAUUACGGUGAGCGAGGCCAUUACGGUGAGCGAGGCCAUUACGGUGAGCGCGGCCAUUACGGUGAGCGCAGUCAUUACGGUGAGCGAGGCCAUUACGGUGGGAGAGGUCACCGAGGAGGGAGAGGUCACCACGGAGGGAGAGGUUACUACGGAGGGAGCGGCCAAUACGGAGGGAGCGGCCAAUACGGAGGGGGCAGCCACUACGGAGGAAACUACGGGAGGCGUGGCAACUACCACCGAGGUGACGUGCACAACGAAGUGGUCACCCGCGACAACCUGUUCAAGUAUGUCCCCCAGGAAAUAACUCCCCUACAGAGCAACCUAACGGAUGGAAAGACCACCAGCAAUUACUCCAAGAAUGACGUACUGGGAAACAACACCUAUAGCGAAAGGGGUGUAAUUCAAAAUGACUUUAUGUUAAGUAGAAUAUCACCCACAGGCACGGGUACCACCACCACGGCGACAAUAACGACGAUAACGACGAUGGAUACGAGUGCUUCAAACCAUGCACACUCUAAGGUGCACGUCAACGGUAGUGGUGGCAGAAUGGCUAGCCAUAGGAUCGGCCACAAGGGGUUCUUCGCCCAGCUCCCCGAGCGGCGCAGGAGAAACGUCCAUACGUCGGACUACUGCUACAUGAGCGGCCAGAACGACUCCUCCACGGAGAACUACCCCCAGGGGUGCAGCGUUGGGAGUAGCGACCAGAGCGGAGGUCAGAUUGGCGGUCAGGGCGGCGGUCAGAUUGGCGGUCAGAGCGGAGGUCAAAGUGGCGAUCAGAGCGGAGGUCAGAGCGGAGGUCGAAGCGGAGGCCAAAACAACAGCUACAAUGACAACCGGGGAGGGAGCGAACUCGCGGGUUCAGCCGAGAAUUACAGCUUCUAUGCGAAUCACUUGGGAGGUGGUGAGCAUCCAAGAGGAGGGAACACCAUAGGUGGUGCGGUUGCUGUGGACAGCGCGAAGGGGAUGAACAGCGUGAAGGGGGUGGACAGCGUGCGCGACGUUAAGGGAUAUACAUUCAACGGGGGGUACGAACGACACAACCAGAAUCACAUGAACGGCUUUACCCAACGGAGACAGCAGAGAAACGGGACCACCAGUCAUUACGGAGUGGGGGGGCAGCAAUGGACCAACCAACCCACGAACAACACAGGGAACAACAGGAUCCAUUUUACUAAUUAUGUGAACAGAAACGGGACGAUGCCAAAUAGUCGCUUCUCCUCGCAGAGGAGUGUUGCCACGGGGAGCAUUUUUUCUUAUGCCGAUGGGGGAAGCAUGCCUCCCCCCCAGGGUGGCAGCGCUCCGUUCAGUAGCGGUAGUGGCCCGUUUAGCAGCGGCGGUGCCCCGUUUAACAGCGGCAUUGUUAAAGCCGCCUCAGGUUUCGAUCCCAAUGGGUGCGCGAUAAACCCAGGGAACAACGGAGGGGGGAGUGGCAGUGGGGGGUAUCAUUACAACGGUGGUUACGACACGACGUUUAAGUCAGCUGGCCAUGUUAGUGGACGGAGAAAGGGUAGGAAUGCGCCGUACGUAGGUAGCUACGCGGCUAACUGUGCACUCAAUUAUGGAGCUAAUUGGUCCCCCGUCGCCGUCCCUAGUACAUCGCCCCACUUUGCGGCGACCCCAACGAAUGUCCACCAGAGUACACACGGGAAGGGGAACCACAUGAACACGGAUGGCUUGAACAACGUCCCAACGUUCGAUGAUCUCAAUUGUGAGGACACCGAGGUGGUGAUUAACAACGCAUCGGAGAAGACGUCACCAUGUGCGAUGGGAGCUAAGAAGUGGGUAAAUUAUGGUGCCAACGCAUGGAGGAACGAAAGCAAUGGAGGGGCCAUUCAGUACAGGAAAACGCAGCCAAGUGAGCAGAAGGAGCAGGAGGGGCAGAAGCAGGAGGGGCAGGGGCAGGGGCAGGAGGAGCAGGAGCAUAGGCUGUAUAACGGAAUGCAGGACGUAACUGAGAGGGAGGAUAUCGACCCAAUGAGAAGGAAAGCUGACCAGGGAAGUCAUGCUGAUGGAGUGAGGAACAAAAGUCGAAAUAGGUGGUCGAGAGGCGUGGAAGGAGUCCCCUUCCGCAGGGACACGAGAUCAGCAAAGGGAGAAAAGAAAGGAGACGUUCGAAUCGAUGUUACGCAUGAUGGUAACAAUGACGGUCGAGGAGAGGGAGAGCCCCCAAAGGGGAAUGAUUCACCCAUUGGUGACCCCCUCGAUGGGGAAGAAGAAAACGAAGAGAGAGAUAACGAGGAAAGCCGAUUUAAGAAGAAGAACCAGCUUCAUCCUCAGCUUCAGCUUCUACACGGAGAUCGAGAGAGUAGAGUUGGACAAGCUAUGCGAAACAAAAAGGAUGGUCUGCGUAAGGGUGAUUUAUUAGUCGGUACUACUCCCUGUGAUGAUGUGAUGGCAGUCGACGUGGCGAAGGAAAGGAAGUGCGUGGAAAUGGUUAGGAGCAACGGGACAGAAGGAAUGCCCUCCCAUUUUGAGGUUGUCCUUGGUGGAGAAAACUGCUCCUUUAAAGGGGAACCAAAGCAGAGCGAGAGAAAAGACAACGCAGAGUCGAACCGCUUAAAAAUCAGCCGAAUGGGAUCGAACGACACGAAGGUGGGUCAUGCUAACUCGUCCCCACGUGAGCAGGUAACGAGUAAAAUGAGAUCGCCCAAGCAAGGGGGGCAAAAGAGCGAAAGGAAAAGUGAGAGGACAUGCAACGAUUAUGGACCACAAGGAAGUAAUUUGGGGGGAACGAACAAUUUUUCAAAGAUAGAAGAACCCCUUCUUUGUCUCUUAGAAGGAGAGAAUGCAAAGUAUUCAAAUGACCCCACGGAGGGAGUCAACCAAUUCGACCUGACCUCGCACGACUAUGAGGUGUGUGCGACUGAACAAGAGCAACGCAUCGUUGUAGAGAAUCUGCACGACAGUGUUGAUGUGUAUACCCAGGAGACGGGCUCCCUCCCCGGGGGUGGCAGAGGCGAGCCGAACGAGAGUUCCAACAAGGGGAGUUACCGGAGAAAAAAUAAAAACAAAAAAGGCACGUACGAGAAAGGCGCGAAUGACGCAGGUGUGUACAAUAACAGAGUCAGCAAAGUGGCAAGGAGCAAAAGGAAGUGA